UCCUGGUUCUUUGAGGUUGAUGACAAACCACGAACCUAUUGGCUCAUUUCUGCCAUCUGUUGGUGAUGACUUGGUACUGGUAGAGGAUAUUUUUAAGGGAAACUAAAUAAAGAUGGCUAGUUCAUGAUAUAAGUAGUCUAUGAACCAAGUGAACUCCUAAAAUUAGUCCCCCCUGUCAGAAACGUUAUUUAGCUAUUUCUACAUUUAGUUAUUUAUUAAAUUGAUUCGUUGAUUAAUUUCCUAGAGAUCCCUUCCUUUGGCUAUGCUGUGUUACAGCUUCUGGACAAUAAUAUUAAUCAGAACAGUAAUCAAAGAGAAAGGAACCUGAAAUGAUUAUCCUGAAGAACUGGAACUGCUCUCAACCCAGUUAAUAAGCGUAGUAGUUGGUAACCUUGCUUUCAUUUUUCUCCGCACUACUAGUCUACUGUAAUCGAAUACUAGGGGUCUCAGGGGUCGUCUGGUUAUAUGUGAAGUGGUUUGGGUGAAACCCUCCUAAUCACUGCAUAGAGACUGGCCAUUUAAUAUUGAGAUUAUGUAUUAAACCUCCUCGCUUUAAUAAAUGUAAAGGAUGAGUUUAUUGUAUUAGGCUACACAGCUCAUCCUUUAACAAAUUCGGGCGGAAAUUUACAUUUAAGUAACACAGAAAUUAGUAUUUUAAUAUAAUCAGUGUUAUAAUAAGCUACUUGCGUUUACCAGACAGUCAGAAUAAACGAACUACGUUUCCUUUAUUUUGCCAUAUCUGCUAUUUCGUUUUCGGUAUUUUCGUUUCCUAAAAAAUGCACCAACAACUGCUGGACAGUCUCCGGAUGUUUCAUGUUUCUGGGCAUUUAAUUUACUUCUUUCAUUUUAAGCCAGUGGUUGUGAUUUUGAGUUUUGAACGAAUUUCUCAUUGUAACCUUCAUUGUUGUCUUUUAGUUUAGUUUUCAUCCAGCACAUGUGAAACCCCGCCCAUCGCAUCGCUCCGCACGUCUAUUGGACAGACGGUCAGGCCCAUGCCACGCCUCUGCGCCGCUGCUGGAGCAUAUAAACCGUCUGUUAGAUUCCUCAGCAACAAGUGGCAGCAGGCUGCACAGGGACAGCAGUGGUGGAGCCUCACCUGCAGACCUCACUCACUCACUCACUCACUCAGCCACCAAGGACCUUAAAAGCCUGUCUUUAAAAACAGAUCAUAGCCAAAACGCGCCCGUGCGCACUGGACGCACGUGAACGUCUGGACUUUGUUUCUUCACACAUAUAAAAGUUGAGUCUGUUUUUGUUUUUUGGUCAGAAGAGAUGGAGCUGUCGGAUAUCCCGUUCCCCAUCCCCUCCGCGGACGACUUCUACGACGACCCGUGCUUCAACACCAAUGACAUGCACUUCUUCGAGGACCUUGACCCGCGGCUCGUGCACGUGAGCCUGCUCAAGCCAGACGAGCACGGACACACGGAGGACGAGCACGUGCGCGCGCCCAGCGGGCACCACCAGGCGGGCAGGUGCCUCCUGUGGGCGUGCAAGGCGUGCAAGAGGAAGACGACGAACGCGGACCGGCGGAAGGCCGCCACCAUGCGGGAGAGGAGGCGCCUGAGCAAAGUGAACGACGCCUUCGAGACGCUCAAGCGUUGCACGUCGGCCAACCCCAACCAGAGGCUCCCCAAGGUGGAGAUCCUGAGGAACGCCAUCAGCUACAUCGAGUCCCUUCAGGCUCUGCUGCGCAGCCAGGAGGACCCCUACUACCCCGUCCUGGAUCAGUACAGCGGGGACUCGGACGCGUCCAGCCCCAGAUCCAACUGCUCCGAUGGCAUGAUGGAUUUCAAUGGUCCCACAUGUCCGUCUGGAAGAAGAAACAGCUAUGACAGCUCCUACUUCAGCGAGAGUCAGAAUGGUGACGUGCGGAGCAACAAGUCCACAGUGGUGUCCAGUCUGGACUGUCUGUCCAGCAUCGUAGAGCGGAUUUCCACAGAGACGCCCGCGUGCCCUCCGAUCCCAGCGCACGAGCCCUCGGACAGCAGCCCGCGCUCUCCGCACGACGGGUCCGCUCUGAGCGAAGCGGGGCCGCGCGCUCCUUCCCCCCGGAACGCCGUGCGCGCUCCCGACCCCGUUUACCAGGUCCUGUAGAUCACAGACACGCGGGGCGAGCCUUCAGGACUCUGCUGUUCCUCAGAGGACAGAAAUGGGAGAUCAGAAAACUGCAUUUAUCCUCACCUUCGGUCUUCAUUUCGUUCUUUUUUCUUCCGUUGCUUUAUUUUUUCAUUCAUCCAUUCUUUUCUAACGUUUAAUUUCGUUUCAUUUCUUUCUUUCUUUCUUUCUUUCUUUCUUUCUUUCUUUCUUAUUUUUCUGUAGAAAGUGUCUAAUUCCAUGAUGAUGAUGAUGAUGAUGAUGGCUCUGCAGAAGUCAGUUUCUUAAAGAUUCUUAUUUAUGUAACUGUGUCAGCGCUGCGAUUAUGUGACCAUAUCUUUCCCUUUUUCUCUUUUCUGUCACCUUUUAUUAUUUCCUAAUUAUUCACGAGAGAAUAACCACUUCAGAUAUGAAAAGUAGAGGACCAUUUUUGUAUAUGUGUACAUAAGAGUUGUUUUGUUAAAAAAGAAAAAAAGAAAAAGAACACGGAGAAGUGAUCAAAGCUAACUGUGUAUUUAAUGCUGCCUGUGUGAGGAGUUUGUUGUGUCCAGCGUUCAACUUUAUAUUUAUACAUCUUCAGCGAGUGAAUGUGGGAUUAAUAAAGAUAAGACUUAUUUAUACACAGAAA
Pygocentrus nattereri (red-bellied piranha) is the source of this 2722-nucleotide messenger RNA. RefSeq names its product myogenic differentiation 1 (gene myod1). NCBI's taxonomy places the organism in Eukaryota, Metazoa, Chordata, Actinopteri, Characiformes, Serrasalmidae. Gene Ontology annotation, molecular function: protein dimerization activity; RNA polymerase II cis-regulatory region sequence-specific DNA binding; DNA-binding transcription factor activity, RNA polymerase II-specific. Gene Ontology annotation, biological process: positive regulation of myoblast differentiation; regulation of transcription by RNA polymerase II; muscle organ development. The coding region runs from base 1273 to 2094 and encodes 273 amino acids. The transcript is spliced from 3 exons. The record is from RefSeq and is a predicted model, not a curated record.